Suhomyces tanzawaensis NRRL Y-17324 is the source of this 621-nucleotide messenger RNA. RefSeq names its product histone H2B (gene HTB1). The coding region runs from base 144 to 542 and encodes 132 amino acids. Gene Ontology annotation, biological process: nucleosome assembly. The record is from RefSeq and is a predicted model, not a curated record. Gene Ontology annotation, cellular component: nucleosome. Lineage: Eukaryota; Fungi; Ascomycota; Pichiomycetes; Serinales; Debaryomycetaceae. The transcript has a single exon. Gene Ontology annotation, molecular function: protein heterodimerization activity; structural constituent of chromatin; DNA binding.
GUUUUAUACCUCAUGCGUAAAUCUCAACAUCUAUACGCGACCGCGUCUUGAUGUUUACCUUCCAGGUGCAAGACCAGAUGAUAUAAAACGAAUACAUUUCCUUGAGCCCAAUCUUUCCUAAUACAUUAAAACAUCACACCAAAAUGGCACCACCAAAAGCAGAAAAGAAACCAGCCUCUAAGGCCCCAGCUGAGAAAAAGCCAGCUGCUAAGAAGACUGCUUCUUCUUCCACCGACUCCAAGAAGAGAACCAAGACCAGAAAGGAGACUUACUCUUCUUACAUUUACAAAGUUUUAAAACAAACUCACCCAGACACCGGUAUUUCCCAAAAGGCAAUGUCUAUCAUGAACUCUUUCGUCAACGAUAUUUUCGAGAGAAUUGCUGGUGAAGCCUCUAAGUUGGCCGCAUACAACAAGAAGUCCACCAUUUCUGCUAGAGAAAUCCAAACUGCUGUCAGAUUGAUUUUACCAGGUGAAUUAGCUAAGCAUGCAGUUUCCGAAGGUACGAGAGCUGUUACCAAGUAUUCUUCUGCUUCCAACUAAUCAUUUCCAGGUUGAUCUGCAGUACUUAAUUUUAGUUUAUUCAUGUGUAUUAUUAAAUCUACUUUCUUUACGUUAAAAC